Molecule: messenger RNA, 1299 nt
Organism: Saccharomycopsis crataegensis
Lineage: Eukaryota; Fungi; Ascomycota; Saccharomycetes; Ascoideales; Saccharomycopsidaceae
Exons: 1
Coding region: 1-1299 (432 amino acids)
Biological process (GO): transmembrane transport
Cellular component (GO): fungal-type vacuole membrane
Molecular function (GO): transmembrane transporter activity
Source: RefSeq, a predicted model, not a curated record
AUGUCCAUAAAGAAGGCACUAUUGGAAAGUCCUCGUGAUACGCGACUUCUAUGGCUCUCAGCUUUCCUUCGACUCACUGCUUUUGGAGCUUCUAAUAUAGUAUUGACCGCAUAUCUUGCAGCACUCGGGGUGUCCGAAUCUAGGAUUGGGAUAUUUAUGACUACAACCUUAGUAGGUGAUGUGGUUCUUUCGUAUAUCCUCACUUGGUAUGCUGAUAUUAUUGGAAGACGCAGGAUUAUGUUUUUUGGCUCACUUUUCAUGGUUUUAGCUGGACUUAUGUUUGCUCAAGCUACAAGUUUUUGGUGGUUAUUAUUUGCAGCAAUUAUAGGGGUCAUUUCCCCUACUGGAGAUGAAAUUGGUCCAUUCAAGCUGAUUGAAGAGUCAGCCAUCGCUCACUUGACUCCCUUGAGUGAUAGAGCCUCGGUGUACGCAUGGCAUUGGUUGAUAUCUUGUGCAGGACAGGCUACAGGGACUUUAUUUUCAGGGAUUUUCAUUCAAAAGUUGCAAGAUAAUGGUUGGCAAUUGAUUGAAAGUUAUAGAGCUGUCUUCUAUGUGUAUGCAAUUUUGGCAGCUGGGAAGUGUAUUACCAUGUUAUUCUUAUCAGAAAAAGCUGAAAUGAAUCACAGCAAACAUAUCAGUAUCAGUGAAACCAUGAGUUUGCUAACUGAUGAUGAAGAACGGGAGCAAUCAAAAAGCAAAAUCAUUAAUCUCUCCAAAGAAACUUCUAACGUCCUUAAAAGACUUCUUUGUAUCUUUAUGAUUGAUUCUUUUGCUGCAGGGUUCAUGCCAUCGUCCUGGCUAGUCUACUACUUCUCGGAAACUUUCCUGUUGAAUCCAAAGACCCUAGGAUCAUUAUUCUUCAGCACUUCUAUUGCCAACUCGCUAUCCUCUUUACCUUCAUCAAUAUUUGCCCGUGCUUUAGGACCAGUUAAGGCAACUUUAUCAGUGCAAGUACCAUCAUGUUUGCUCCUAAUUUCUAUCCCAUUUUCAUCAAACUUUUACAUGGCAGUAGUUGAGUUGGUAUUGUUCUACUCUACCACCGCAAUGGAUGUGGUACCUCGUCAAGUUAUUUUGACUAACCUAAUAAAUCCAAGCGAAUUGACCAGAGCUAUGGGAAUAGUCAAUGUGGGAAAAACAUUUGCUAGGUGUAUUGGACCAAGUGUGAUCGGUAAAUUGGCUGGCGAGGGCUAUCUUUGGACAGGUUUCAUAAUUAAUGGUGGGUUGACUCUCGUGGCUGAUUUCAUGUUAUGGAUCAUGUUUUAUGGUGUUGAUGAGAAAAUUAAAAUGGCUGAAGGAUGA